Erythranthe guttata (spotted monkey flower) is the source of this 1961-nucleotide messenger RNA. RefSeq names its product proline dehydrogenase 2, mitochondrial. Gene Ontology annotation, molecular function: proline dehydrogenase activity; FAD binding. The record is from RefSeq and is a predicted model, not a curated record. NCBI's taxonomy places the organism in Eukaryota, Viridiplantae, Streptophyta, Magnoliopsida, Lamiales, Phrymaceae. Gene Ontology annotation, cellular component: mitochondrion.
UAAAAAAUAAAAAAUAAAAAAAUAAAAUUCAUACACACACACGCAGGUGUGUGUGUGUGUUUGUGAAUUUUAUCCAAAAAGAAGUCAUUUUCAACGCAGUAAAAACGUGGAAUUCAUCUCUGUAAUAAAACUCCUCUGUUUUUCUAUAGAUAUAUAUAUAUACGGCAACUGUACUUGAAUUAAGAACCACGAAGUUAGUUAUUACAAAAGCAAAAACCACCACCAUGACCAUGGUCAACGGCAGCAUCCGGUCAAAGGUUCCGGGCAACCUCCGCCGCCUUAACUACGCCGCCCCCUCCGUCAGCUCCCUCCUCCAGGAAACUAUGGCCCCCCGAAAACCCUCUUCCUUCGCCAAGAAUCGACCCCCCGCCUCCAUCCCCACCGCCACAACCUCCGCCGCCGACGGAAUCGACCUCACCGACACAAAGCGGCUGUUCGAGUCGAUUUCCACCGGAAAACUGCUCAAGUCAACCGCGGCCAUCCACGCGUCGUCGUUCGGGCCGAUGGUCGAUCUGGGCACGGCGGUGAUGAACUCGAGGCUGAUGGAAAACCCACUCGCCAGAAAGAUAAUCCUCGACGCAACCGAGCACACCUUCUACAGCCACUUCUGCGCCGGAAAAGACCUCGACGCGGCGGCGGCGACUCUGUCCAGGCUCUGGGACGCCGGACUCUCCGCCAUGAUGGAUUACGGAUUGGAGCACGCCGACGACAACCACUCCUGCGAUCUCAACCUCCAUGAAUUCCUUCGUACCAUCGAAUGGACCAAAUUACACCAACCUGGUCAAGUUAGUUUUGUGGUGGUGAAGAUAACUGCAAUCUGUCCUGUUAGUUUACUCAAAAGAGUAAGUGAUCUACUAAGAUGGGAAAACAAAGAUAAGUCCCUAAAUCUUCCAUGGAAGUUCGAAUCACUCCCGAUAUUUUCCGAUUCGAGCCCGCUUUACCACACACCGAAAAAGCCGGAAUCUUUAACCCCCGAAGAAGAGAAAGAUCUCGGUUUAGCCUUCGAGAGACUAACGAAAAUCUGCGACCACGCUUUGCAAAUAAACACCCCUCUGUUGAUCGAUGCGGAAGAUACGUCUAUUCAGCCAGCGAUAGACUAUUUUAGUUACUCGGCGGCGGUGAAAUACUCCGCCGCCGCCUGCACCGGAGAAAAAGAAGAUCCGCUGAUUUUCAACACGAUCCAGGCUUAUCUGAAGGACGCAAAGGACAGGCUGGCGGCCGCGAAGAAGGCCGCGGACAGAAUGCGGGUGCCGGUGGGGUUCAAGCUUGUGCGUGGGGCAUACAUGUCGAGCGAGAAUCGGCUUGCCGCCUCGUUGGGGGCUGAGACCCCCAUCCAUGAUACCAUCCAAAAGACUCACGAUUGCUACAACGAAUGCGCUUUGUUCUUGCUCGAUGAAAUCUCCGGCGGUGGUGGAUCCGUCGUACUAGCCACCCACAACAUCGAAUCGAGCAAAUUAGCAGCUUCGAAAGCGGUUAGUUUGGGGAUAAAAAAAGACAGCCCAUGUUUACAAUUCGCUCAGCUAUACGGAAUGUCGGAAGCGCUUUCGUUCGGUUUGAAAAAUGCCGGAUUUAGGGUUAGCAAGUACUUGCCUUUCGGGCCGGUCGAUCAAAUUAUGCCGUAUCUCAUGAGACGGGCCGAAGAAAACAGGGGUAUGCUCUCUACUUCAGCCACUGAUAAAAUGCUCAUGAGAAAGGAACUGAUGAGGAGAUUAAGAUCACCAGCUUCGUGGUUCUGAAGUUUAUAAAAUUAAAGAAGUUGGAAGUGCAAGAAUUUGUGUAAAAAAAGAUUAGUGGAUAAUUAAUUUAAGUAAGUAGAUUAAUGAAUCAAAAAAUAUGAUGAUUAGUGUACAAAUUUCUUCUACAGUGUCAGAAGAAACUUCUUAUCAGUUUUUUGUGCUGUAUGUAUGUUGCAUAUAAGAUUGAUUUAAAGUUGUUAUUUCAUAUACUAAAACAAUCUUUUU